Necator americanus (New World hookworm) is the source of this 204-nucleotide messenger RNA. RefSeq lists its product as uncharacterized. NCBI's taxonomy places the organism in Eukaryota, Metazoa, Nematoda, Chromadorea, Rhabditida, Ancylostomatidae. The coding region runs from base 1 to 204 and encodes 67 amino acids. The record is from RefSeq and is a predicted model, not a curated record. The transcript has a single exon.
AUGGCGGAGCAUAUCAGAGCGGAAGCGUCCCGACCAGGACUUCUCUUCGUAGAUCGUGUCUACUCGUGCGAAGUGAGCGAACCAGCGGAGGACAGUUCUAAUGGUAGUGGCAUCCUUUUCCAAUGCGCUAUUGAUGUCGUGGACUGCAUAGGGGAAGGAGAGUGGGGAUUCAUAGAGGAUGAUGGUUCGAAGCUGCUCUCGUGA